CAAAACACACACACACACACACAUCACACAAACACACACACUCUCUCUCUCUCCUCUACAUCUCUCGCAGUGCAAACCCUAAGACCUAAGCUCGAUCUCAAGUCUCGUAUCGGAGCUGCUACUUUUCCCCAUUUCUGAAGGAUUUUGAUGUUUCAUACAGUACAAUUCCGGUUUAGCGUUUAUUGCUGAGAUAGGGUUUCCAAGUUGCUAAAAUGGCGGAGGCUUCGAGCUCUCGAAUUACAAUUACGCUAGGACGCAGCGGUCAGGUGGUAAAGAAGGCAGGGUCUAUAUUAGGUCAUCCCUUUCCUGAUUCAGGACCAGCAGUUGGGAGCAAACGGUCUGUCAGAGAUAGGCUAGGUACCACUGCAGAUUCAACAACAGAAUUCAAUAAUAAACGUCAGCGAGGAGAUGGAAGUAGAUUGAGCUCUAGUUCCUAUAGUGGCAUUGAUGAUGCGCGGCUUGGUAAAGAUGACCUGCGAUAUAAAAUCAUGCGGAAAACUGUACUUGACCGAGGUCAAAGCAACGGCCAUCAGAAUGGGGUGGAUCUUCGUGAUUUCCUUUCAAGGCCAGCUCAAUCUUCAACAGCAAAACCUAGUUUGCUACAGCAGAUCCCCGAGCUGAGGGAUAAUAGACCACGAGUACCUGAGCCAAGGAAUGAUAGACAGCGAAUGAUUGAUUCAAGAGGUUCUAGACAAUACUUACCUGAAAUCAGAGAUUCAAGACAGUACAUACCUGAAGCCAGGGAUUUUAGGGGGCACCGUCCUGAGCUAAAGGAUGUCAGGUAUAAUACACCCGAGUCAAGGAGUUUGAGCAUACUGGGACGCGCUUCCUCCACAAGAAAUGCAGAUGCUUUGCCACAGAUGGAGUCGAUAAGAAAUUCUUAUUCCCCCUGGACACUGGAUCGUUUAAGGCGAAAAUCACCAGAUGGAGUUGUGAGUUCUUCUAGAGGUAUCUCACCACCAAGGAGAGGGGAGGAACUGCAGAGAAGAACUCCAGUCAUGCCUUAUGAUGACCCGAGACUCGGUUCAUACACAAGGAAAGAUGUCUCUGAGUUUUCACGCCCCAUGACUUCUGCAGCUUACCCGUCAAAUACAUCCCAACCUGCUGGACCUGGAAAGACUGUUGCACCAUUGCGUGCCCCAAUUCCACAGUCGCGCAGUCUAGUGCAGAAAAGUUCAUAUGCAGUUGAGGAUCAGCCUACUGUUGAUAGUUUUUUGCACUCGUUGGGUCUAGACAAGUAUGCUAUCAAUUUCAAGGCUGAGGAAGUGGAUCUGUAUUCAUUGAAGCAGAUGGGUGACAAUGAUCUGAAAGAGUUGGGAGUACCCAUGGGUCCGAGAAAAAAGAUUCUGCUUGCCCUAGCAUCCCGUGCCAAGAGACAAAGUAUGAUUACGUGAACUGAUGCAAUUCAGAUGCAUAUUGGAGCUUUGAUGCAAAAAUCAUGAGACCUGAAGUGAGAUCAUGCAACUCUUCAGAAGCCUUAUAGAGCAUGUAUUUCCUUCUCGUUCUAGCUGGACGAGCAAUGAAUAUGGAUCAGUUGUUAGAUCCCCUUUGUCAAUUCUGUAGUUUUCUAUACAGGGCAAAAUAUUUUGCGGAAAAAGUCUCAUUCUUUUGUUGUGUCACUGAUUUUGCCUUCUCUUCUUUGUGAUCCUCAUUAUUUUGGAAUUACAUACAUAUAAUUCCGAAGCAUUAGCGGGUAGCUUUCUUUUUUAUUUGAACUGUGAAAGAUAUGGGAAAUGAGCCCGCUGCCACAUGCGCAUA
Molecule: messenger RNA, 1758 nt
Organism: Nicotiana tabacum (common tobacco)
Lineage: Eukaryota; Viridiplantae; Streptophyta; Magnoliopsida; Solanales; Solanaceae
Molecular function (GO): protein binding
Source: RefSeq, a predicted model, not a curated record